Exophiala mesophila is the source of this 330-nucleotide messenger RNA. RefSeq lists its product as uncharacterized. Bases 1 to 330 code for a protein of 109 amino acids. Lineage: Eukaryota; Fungi; Ascomycota; Eurotiomycetes; Chaetothyriales; Herpotrichiellaceae. The transcript has a single exon. The record is from RefSeq and is a predicted model, not a curated record.
AUGACCCAUGCAUUGAAUGACAAAGCUCAAGCCCCCCUCAUCGCCGCCUACAGUUCUCCCAAUGAGACCAAACAAUUCGAGCACCUUGUCCCCUCCCCCAAAGUCAGUUCAGACGGAACUCUUGACACAACCACAAAGACACAAUAUCUCGGCCAGCUACGCGCGUCGACUAAGAAACUUCAAGAAGAUAUCAACACAUACCUGACUCAGAAGAUGGAAGAGGACAAAAGAGCCGGGGCGGACACGGUCCAGGGAAAGACAGCAGAUGAAGUCGAGGAAGAAAACUAUGGAGAGGCACCAGCAGGAGAGGAUGACGAUGCAGCGACUUGA